UUCAUUGCCAGCAUUUGAGAUCUUUUUGACAGGUUAACCGAAAGAAAGCUGAAACAUUCAGUAUGGCAGAGGCUGUCGAAGAAAAGAAGGAGCCUGAUUCUAAACGUGUCCAUACCUAUCCACUUAUCAGGCAUUCAGACAUGAAUGAUGAGAUGAAGACAGAAGCCAUGGAAUUAUGUGUGACAGCUUGUGAAAAGUUUUCCAGUAAUAAUGAGACUGCUGCAAGAAUGAUUAAAGAGACGAUGGAUAAAAAAUUUGGAGCAUCAUGGCAUGCAAUAGUAGGAGAAGGUUAUGGAUUUGAAAUCACACAUGAAGUAAAGAACUUAUUAUAUAUGUUCUUUGGAGGAAAUAUGGCAAUCAUGAUCUGGAAAUGUUCAUAAACAUUGACUUCAUUAUCAAAACACAUCAUUGUCAUUACAGUCUUCUGUGAGCAACCAGAAACACCAACAAUGUGAUGAGAAAUUGUGUUGGGAUGUAAUUACCAGACAUAUGCAAAGUACUUUGUUGGAUAAAGUAACAAGGUAGAAGUGCAAAACUAUCUUAAUGACAAGAAAAUGUCACUUAUUUCCAAAUGAAAAGAAAACAAAGAAGAAUUUGGUAUGAAAUUGUAAAGAACCAGUCAGACAAAUUAUCAGAAACACAGAAAGACAGUUAUUAGAAAUAUUAGUUUUAAUGCUGCUAUUGAGAAAUUGUUAACUCAGUACCUUAAAGAAACAAUCAAGCUCAAUAUGAAUUGUUAAAUGAAAGCAGAAAACCCUGAUUUUGAACAAGCAUUUUUUCUGUGUCCUUAAUUUGCAUUUUCAAGUUUUGUACAUGUUUGCAACUUUUUAAGCUUAUCUCCAUAGUGCAAGACAAGAUUUUUAACUAAAAUGAACGGAAGUGCAUAUGAAUAUUAGACAUGUACUUAUCAAUUUUCUUAUGUUAACGACACACAUUGUAUUGCAACACAUUCCUGAAUCUUCUAAAUCUCAAACAUUAUAAUGCAUUCCUGAGUCAAUUAAAUCGUAGAUGUGCAUGCUGUUUGCCCUGGUCUACAAUUAUCAAAGAAUAAUGUAUUCCUACAGUGACAGCAGAGCUGUACAUAACUAAGUCAGUACUAUGCUUAGUUAGAACAACAUGUAAUUCUGAGGUUUUGUUAGAAAUACCUGUUGUUUGUACAUAUAUCAAUUCCCUGCUUAAAAGAUAAAAAGGUGUUUAUUUUAUUAUUUAUCAAUUAGCAUCUGUUGUAAAUAUUAAAUAUGCAUAUUGAAUAAAAAUUCUACAGUACUAUCUGUAAA
Ylistrum balloti is the source of this 1277-nucleotide messenger RNA. RefSeq names its product dynein axonemal light chain 4-like. Gene Ontology annotation, biological process: microtubule-based process. The coding region runs from base 63 to 380 and encodes 105 amino acids. The record is from RefSeq and is a predicted model, not a curated record. Gene Ontology annotation, cellular component: dynein complex. NCBI's taxonomy places the organism in Eukaryota, Metazoa, Mollusca, Bivalvia, Pectinida, Pectinidae. The transcript has 3 exons. Gene Ontology annotation, molecular function: dynein intermediate chain binding; dynein light intermediate chain binding.